AGACCACGUGACGCGGUUUACUCGCUAUGAUUGGUUGCACACGUACAUGCUGAACAUGUACAAUAUAUUCAGCGUGCAAAACUCGAGUUGUGUUUUGAUGUUCCAUCCUGCCCAAGUUGGGUGAAAACUUUGAGCUUUCCGAGAAUUAUUUCCCAGAUUUCCACCAUGACUGGGUUCUUUAGGAACUCAUCUGGGGUCAGGGCUUGGUGUGGUUGAAUUUUAUCUCGAGAAAAAUGGCCUCGGAGCCGACCGGAGCUACGCUACCGACUCUGACCCCAGCGAAGUCGGAGUUGGUCGAGUUCGACAGCCGUCUCUUUGGAUUUUUGUCGCUGGAAGGACCCGAAGGGCUGCAAAAUAGAGCGCUUCUCACGAAGAGAGUCAGUCAGUGUGAGGCGCUGAUCAAGAAGCGGGGCAAGAACACUGACCCGCAGACAUUUUGCCGUCUAGGCCACCUGCAGCUGCUGCUUGGAGACUACAGCAAAGCCUUGUCAGCAUAUCAGAAGUUCUUCUCUCUUCAAGAUGACUAUUGGAAGGAUGCAACAUUUUUAUACGGCCUGGGCAUGGUGUAUUUCCACUUCGAUGCCCAUCAAUGGUAAGUCCCUUCUACGUUUCUUGAGAGUGAUGCAAGUCAGAUGUGGUCUGUGGUACUGCUGUGAUAAGAAAGCGUGAGACGUGAUGAGAGAUGUUGAGAAGUGUAACGAUGGAAUAACAGAAGAUAAGAAUGGGAAGA
Molecule: messenger RNA, 730 nt
Organism: Patiria miniata (bat star)
Lineage: Eukaryota; Metazoa; Echinodermata; Asteroidea; Valvatida; Asterinidae
Product: histone demethylase UTY-like
Exons: 5
Coding region: 234-596 (120 amino acids)
Biological process (GO): regulation of gene expression
Cellular component (GO): MLL3/4 complex
Molecular function (GO): histone H3K27me2/H3K27me3 demethylase activity; protein binding; RNA polymerase II cis-regulatory region sequence-specific DNA binding
Source: RefSeq, a predicted model, not a curated record